This is a messenger RNA of Lagenorhynchus albirostris (white-beaked dolphin), 1544 nucleotides long. It is a transcript of the gene CXXC4, whose product is annotated as CXXC finger protein 4. Gene Ontology annotation, cellular component: nucleus. The record is from RefSeq and is a predicted model, not a curated record. Bases 1 to 1122 code for a protein of 373 amino acids. The transcript is spliced from 2 exons. NCBI's taxonomy places the organism in Eukaryota, Metazoa, Chordata, Mammalia, Artiodactyla, Delphinidae. Gene Ontology annotation, molecular function: zinc ion binding; methyl-CpG binding.
AUGAACACCAAUGUCUGCGUGGAGCCCGGGCCGAGCCCGGAGGCCCCGGGCUUGCCCAAGGAAAGCCACCUGCCCGAGGGGGCCCUGAACAGCCUUGUGGAUUACAACUCGGAGAUGGAGCGCUACCGCUCCUUUGCCACCUCCUUCUACAAGACCAACGGGGGCGCCUUCCCGCAGGCGGCCAAGAUCGCGCGCAUCACCACCCCCAUCUUCCCCAGCAGCGCCGCCGCCGCCGCGGCCGCCGCGCGCAUCGGCAUGUCCCCCUGGAACUGCGACAACGCGGCCACCGCCGCCGCCGCCACCGCCAUGCUCUGGGGCAGUGGCGGGGGCGGCGGAGGCGGAGGCGGCGGCGGCGGGGGCGGCGGCGGGGGCGGCGGGGGCAGCAGGAAAUCCUCCUCCGCCGCCGCCUCCUCCUCCGCCGCCUCCUCGGCGAUCCUCCCCACCGGCGGUGGCGGCGGCGGCGGCGGCGGCGGCGGCGGCGGCGGCGGCGGCGGCGGCGGCGGCGGCGGCAGCAGCAGGACCAGCAUGCACCACCGAAACGACUCCCAGAGGCUGGGGAAAGCUGGCUGCCCGCCAGAGCCGUCGUUGCAAAUGGCAAAUACUAAUUUCCUCUCCACCUUAUCCCCCGAACACUGCAGACCUUUGGCGGGGGAAUGCAUGAACAAGCUCAAAUGCGGCGCUGCUGAAGCAGAGAUAAUGAAUCUCCCCGAGCGCGUGGGGACUUUUUCCGCUAUCCCGGCUUUAGGGGGCAUCUCAUUACCUCCAGGGGUCAUCGUCAUGACAGCCCUUCACUCCCCCGCAGCAGCCUCAGCAGCCGUCACAGACAGUGCGUUUCAAAUUGCCAAUCUGGCAGACUGCCCGCAGAAUCAUUCCUCCUCCUCUUCGUCCUCCUCGGGGGGAGCUGGCGGAGCCAACCCGGCCAAGAAGAAGAGGAAAAGGUGUGGGGUCUGCGUGCCCUGCAAGAGGCUCAUCAACUGUGGCGUCUGCAGCAGUUGCAGGAACCGCAAAACAGGACACCAGAUCUGCAAAUUUAGAAAAUGUGAAGAGCUAAAGAAAAAACCUGGCACUUCGCUAGAGAGAACACCUGUUCCCAGCGCUGAAGCAUUCCGAUGGUUCUUUUAAAGCAGUAGUAUAUCUUAUUUUCAAGGCAUUUGGAAGUGAAAGGCAAACUAAAUGUCUUGUUUUAAGAAACUGCUUAGUCCACCACUGAAGAAAAUAUCCAGAUAUUAUUUUCAUUUUAUGUAUAGGGGUUUCUUCAAAAAAAAAAAAAAAGGAAAAGAAAAGAAAAAAGACAUAUAAAAAUAAUCUGGGAGCUUGGGGAAUUGGCCAGUCUAUUUACUUUCAAUACCCUGAUUCUUUCUUUGAUGUAAUUUAGCUAUCCUAGUGAAGUUGUUGUCUAUUUUGAAAGUGGCUGUAAAAAAUAAGUUUGGGUAAGCCCCUGCUGUAAAAUCAUGUAUCUUUGCAAAGUACAUAUCUAUACUUCAUUUUCAAAUAUAUGUGUUUCAGUACUGUAAACUGUACAGAUAGCAGCUUGUAUUUUGUGU